Molecule: messenger RNA, 500 nt
Organism: Rattus norvegicus (Norway rat)
Lineage: Eukaryota; Metazoa; Chordata; Mammalia; Rodentia; Muridae
Source: RefSeq, a predicted model, not a curated record
AUGUGGUCCUCCAUAGCAGUUGCUUUGGUUGGUCUCUUGCUUCAACAAGCUGGGAACGAGAAUCCACAGAGUUGUAAGAAAAUGGCAGACAGGCCGGACGUGGGGGAAAUCGCCAGCUUCAAUAAGGCCAAGCUGAAGAAAAUCAAGAUGCAGGAGAAAAACACCCUGCCAACCAACGAGACCAUUGAACAGGAAAAGAGGAGUGAACUCCUAAAAGUCUAGAAAGAUUUCCCUACCCCACCCCUUCAUCUCCAAGACCCUUUCAUGAUGUGGAGGAAGAGCCACCUGCAAGAUGGAUGCGAGACACAAGCUGCACAGUGAACCGGGGCACUCCACGCCCUCGACCCUUGGUGCGGAUCCCACCCACUAAUGGGACUGCCAAAUUUCACCAGUUUGCCCUGGGAUAUUAUAGAAAAAUAUUUGUAUGAUUGAUGAAAAUAAAACACACCUUGUGGCAAAAAAAAAAAAAAGGAAAGAAAAAAGAAAAAAAAGAAAAGAGU